CCUUUCCCCUUCAAACUCACUCUCUUUAUCACCCGGCGUGCCCCCUUGGUCAGGUGCGGAAAACCCCCCUUCCUUUUAAAAGUGCGGCAGACAAAUGAGCGCGACUCCAGUGCGUGUUUUGCUUCCGUGGGUUGGAGGUGUCGUGGAUUGAUCCAGCGUGGCUGCGUCGUGAAAUAAACAGAAAAGGAAAGCCUGACCGUCUCGACGUGUGACCUUGCGUGUGUCGCGUGUGGCCUAGUGGGCAGACCAAGUUGCUCCGAUGAGGAUUGACAGCGAGGGCAGCGGGAUCGAACACUUCCCACAGGCCUACUCGUACCUGGACACACCGUACCCGGAGACCGACUUCCCUCCGGACAUACGCGAUGCGUGCCUCAAGCGGAGCUCCGUUGGCGCAGAAGUCCGCGCAGCCAAGGUGGUGGUGGUGGGUGACGUCUCCGUGGGCAAGACGUGCCUCAUCACAAAGUUCUGCCACGAGGUGUACGAUGCCAACUACAAGGCGACUAUUGGCGUGGACUUCGAGGUGGAGAAGUUCAGCAUCCUCCAGGUGCCGUUCAGCCUACAAAUCUGGGACACCGCUGGCCAGGAGCGGUUCAGGAGCAUCACUUCAGCAUACUACCGAGGAGCUCAGGUGGUGAUCCUGGUGUUUGACUUGUCCCUGGCGGCAAGUUUGUACAACACACCACAGUGGCUUGAGGAGACCCUGGAAAGCACCGGGCAGGGACACGAGCCUCUGCGAUUUCUCGUGGGCACCAAGAAGGACCUCCUGAACGAUGGCUGUCUGGAUGGCAUGGAAGGAGACGCGACCAAGAUCGCGCGCAGACUAGACGCCGAAUACUGGUCCGUCUCCGCAAAGACAGGCGAGAACGUGCAGCAGUUGUUCUUCCGGGUGGCCGCCCUCGCUUUUGUCCAGUGCCUUACAAGGGAGCUCCAGGAGAGGCAGCAGUCACCAGAGAAGGCCGUCAGCAACAACUUCGUCCGGUUGAGGAAGCGAAAAAACGGCAAGAAGAUCAAGGCACCCAAGUGCUCUGGCAGCCAGAAAUGCGCCACGAAGUGAAGGCCUCGCACGGAGGACUUCCGACCAUUCAUGCUGUGCACGAUACGCAGGCGACAAGCGCUGCGUGCACACCCGGUGAAUUGAUGGCUACAGCCACUGACGCGGAAAUUUCUUCAAAAAUGUCAAGAGCAUCACGAGCGAUGACCGGGCUGUACGGAAUAGCAUAUCUGCCAUAUUGUGACGGGACUUUCCAGCUUGGAAGCAGGCCUUCUUUUAUAUAGCUGGAAGUGUUGCGGACACUGAUAUGCUUGCUUUAGUGGUUGCCUUGCUGCAGUGUUUUCUUUUUUUUUGCCAGAAUAUGUACUGAAUGAUUGUUAUGGGGAUGAAUGUGUGGCAUUCAGCCAAUAAUUCUUGCUUUGCAGAGGCUGGUCCUAAAACAAUCGGGAAGAACAAAGUGUGUCGUUGUUGACCUAAUAUGUGUGCAGGCCACUUCCGUUACAUUCCAACGGAAAUGUUCCCGCGAAAAUUCUGGCGUGCCGUCCUUUUUAAAAAAGGUGCAAGCUUCAGAGAACUGGCAGGUUGAUUAUAAUUGAAAGCCUUUGAGUGCAGUACCAUCUGGAUAAUUUUGCACUACUAUGAGAAUAACACAUUAACAGAUCGGUCUCACAACUGUACGUAAAUGAGUUUUGAUUUGCGCCGCGUACUCUCGAACAUUCGCGUCUGUUGCAUGCGGUGAUUCACUUUAGUGCGGCCGGGGUGUACUCUUCUAGCUGGCAGUAAAUUGCAAUGAUAAUUAAGACUAGUUGUCAUAGAGCACGAAGAUAAAGAAACUGUACUGGCAAUUUUUGUGAAGCCAAUAUUGAAACCAAAUGUAGGACAUGUUACCGUUUGGAAACGAAUGUGGUGCAGACCUACAAUGGUGAUGUUACACCUUGAACCAUCAACCAUUUGUACUAUAUGAGUUGUAUUGCAAGGUCUAGUACCAACGAUGCGGGGACAAGAGCUAUUUGACAACAUUCGAUUAAAUGUUUGAUUCCGGCGCUGCGAACAGCCUAGAAGCGAGCAACUACUUACAAAGAUUGAGCGAAGCAUCUCUGGUAUGAUUCUGAUCUUUACUUCUGUGACAGCAGCCGGAUUUAGUUCGAUGCCCACUUUCAAUAUCAUCGACACGAAAAAGUUCCGUGAUGAAUUAUCAACUCACCCAAACACCCAGGUAAAUCGCUUUCAGGAGGUGCUGCGCAUACAUAGUGGUUUCUGGAAGCUUUCGAUAUUGAAAAUGAAAUCAGACCUGUCCUAAGUACGUGGUGUUCGUUGUGAUGUUGAUGGCCAUUUUCAGAAGAAAAUAAAAUGAAACCUGCGCGAAAAGCAAUAGCGGGAAAGGCUGGGCAUCACUACUCAAACACAAAAUAGUUUGCAGAUGCCAUAUUGCACAGUAGCGGAGGUCCGUGCCACUCUGCAAAUUACGACAAUCCGCGUCAUUGAAAGUGCAUAGUUGAGAAAGUAUGGCAUUUUUACAAAGUUAACGUAGCAAAUGUUGCCCAUGAGUAGUUCAGUCUACGUGAAUUCGACGCGAGGUAAUGUGAGGGGGUCGAGUCGAACUGACCGAAUGCGACGACAUCUAGAUGCUUCCCAACGUGCUGGCCAUGCGACUGAAGCACUCUGCUUCGCAGACGUUGGCAUGAGCUAGCGUCGAGAUUCGUUCAAUACAAUCCGUAAGCGUACCUGCAUUUCAGUGUACCGGUGCAAGUUACCUGCAGAAGAGCAGAGUUACAUGAACGUUGUGGUCGGUUUCCAACCAUACACACCGAAUCGGUUGGACUGCAUUAUGUCUGUAUACCCGCAGCUAUAGUGCGUCACUUUGGUGACAUUGAAGGUCAGCGGGGUUUAGACAGGUCACGUCUAAAAGGCGUUCUUCGGUAUACCUUGACGCUAUAAGCACAAUCCUCGUAUUUUCGUACGAUUUUCUAUUAGCUCUUUGCAAACCUCUCAGAGAACCACUACACCGCCCCUGGACAAGAGAAGGCACUACACAUAUUGACAGUUUCCGAUAUGUGUCAGUGAAGAGGAGUAGCCACUCCUAUCAAGGGAUGGGGCUGUCAUCGCCGCUUCCGAGUCGAGGCGAAGUUUUAGGGAAGAAACGUUCUGAAAUAUAGGGGUAAGCCUUGAACCGGGGCAGACUACGAGACACAUGUGGAAGCUGCUAAUCUCAAGAGUGCGAUUGCUCGGAGAGCGUUGCGUGAUCGCGUCGUAUUUAUAGAACUUUGCGUCCUAAAUUUUGAUUUAAAGACAAUACCCAUACGUGAUCGUCAACAGCGCCAUACAUCACAAGUGUACGCGUACGCUUUCCUGUCUAGUCAUGAACUCCGACAGGAGACACGUGAAGUACGUUGCCAUGGCUUCGCGUGCAUUGUACCAAAGAUCACAGGGUGAGAGAUGUUAUGCAGCCAAUUUUGUUGGUAUUGUUUCCGCUUUUUUUGUUUUUAUCAUGUCCAUCUGCGCUCUGAGAGGGAAAUCAUGCUUGUUGUGAGUGCUGUGUUUCGAAGAAGUACCUUUGUAGAUUUUCAUUUGUGAGGCUUUAUAUUCAACUGUGCAAUGAAUGUUUACAUGGUGAGCGCGUACGUGAAGUAAUUAAAGAAGCAAAUUCAUUGUGCAAGC
Rhipicephalus sanguineus (brown dog tick) is the source of this 3649-nucleotide messenger RNA. It is a transcript of the gene RabX5, whose product is annotated as ras-related protein Rab-34. Lineage: Eukaryota; Metazoa; Arthropoda; Arachnida; Ixodida; Ixodidae. The record is from RefSeq and is a predicted model, not a curated record. Bases 260 to 1054 code for a protein of 264 amino acids. The transcript has 9 exons. Gene Ontology annotation, molecular function: GTP binding; GTPase activity.